This is a messenger RNA of Strongylus vulgaris, 1248 nucleotides long. NCBI's taxonomy places the organism in Eukaryota, Metazoa, Nematoda, Chromadorea, Rhabditida, Strongylidae. The record is from the annotation of a GenBank genome assembly.
AUGUGCUUCAGGAAUACCAAUCGAGUUAGCGAUGGUACGAAACCACAUUCCCAAGACGAGGAAACAUAUCAUCUUUCAAUAGUUGAAGAAGUCAAUAGUCAAAUUGGUAUAACUUGGAAGGCGAGGUACAACAAGUUUGCUUCACGCGCUGAAGCGACAACGGGUACAGGUACUUCUGACACGGAUACGGCUAGACUGAUUUUAAAAAAAUUUUUCAAUCUUGAUGAUAGUCAGCUUCUCCAAGACACUGUUACACAUAUUGAGGAUUUAUGGAAAGUCAAGAAACCUAUUCCCAAGUCGUUCGAUGUUAGGACAGCAUGGCCAAAAUGCUGGGCUGUACAUCAAAUAUUUAACCAAGCCGGUUGCGGAUCAUGUUGGUCAGUUGCCGCCACUUCAGUAAUGUCAGAUCGUGUCUGCAUCAAAUCGAACGGCACUUUGCAAACGCAGAUUAGCGCUUUAGAUCUCACUUCAUGCUGUUUGUCCUGUGGAGGGUUAGAAGCGUUUGCUCAUGAGCUUCUGAGAAUUCCAAUUCCAUAUGUAUUUCUAGGUGUCAAGGGACACAUUGGGCUUUAUCAGCUUUCACAUAUUGGAAGGAACACGGGAUUGUUUCAGCACCUAAAUAAAGCUUACGUAGGUGGUGCCUUCGGCACGCAUGAAGGUUGCCGACCUUACACAUUUGAACCAAGUUGUGGGACCCCGUGUGGUCCAUCGUUGUAUCGAAAGGAACGCACGCCUCGAUGUGAACGACAUUGUCAAAGCCUCUACCAUAAAACUUAUGAGCAGGACUUAGUGCAAGGUAAAUCCGAAGGAUUUAGAAUAAUUCAGAAAAAAACAAUACCUUUCUAUGCGUUUUACAAAAAACGAGUUCAAGCCCGAAAAGCGUACUGGUUGAGGGCUAUAAAUGGUAGUUCAGAAUAUACACCCAUAGUGAAAACCACACUCCAAAAACUUAUUGAUGGAAAAAUCACCGAAAUUCUCCAGAGAGAAUUGAUGACGUAUGGACCAGUUCUUGCUUGCUUCACACUGUAUGAAGAUUUUCAACAUUAUAUGUCAGGCAUCUAUAAAACCGACGAAACUCGAUCUCUUCAGUUAUAUGGACACUGCGCAAAGCUACUGGGGUGGGGUGAACAAGGAGGAGUAAAGUAUUGGCUUUAUGCCAAUACUUGGGGACGUGAUUGGGGAGAGAAUGGGUUUUUCCGAGUUGACAUGAACGAAAUUCCGGAAGAGGUAGUUGCGGGCGUUUUAUAG